Messenger RNA from Vanrija pseudolonga, 698 nucleotides. RefSeq names its product Cytochrome c oxidase subunit 6, mitochondrial (gene cox6). The coding region runs from base 62 to 475 and encodes 137 amino acids. Gene Ontology annotation, biological process: mitochondrial electron transport, cytochrome c to oxygen. Lineage: Eukaryota; Fungi; Basidiomycota; Tremellomycetes; Trichosporonales; Trichosporonaceae. The transcript is spliced from 3 exons. Gene Ontology annotation, cellular component: mitochondrial inner membrane. The record is from RefSeq and is a predicted model, not a curated record.
GCUCCGUCUCUCCUCAACUCACCACUCAGCCCCUCCUUUUGUCUCAAAAGCAGCCAUCAACAUGCUCUCUGCUCGCCUCGCCCUCCGCGCCGCCGUCCGCCCCGUCGCCGCCGCCCGCGUCGCCCGCCCCGCCGCUCUUUCGGCUGUCCGCUACUCGUCCCACGCCGCCGAGGAGUCGUACGAGGCCUUCAACGCCCGCUACGCCUCGUUCUUCGGUUCGGUGACCGACCUGUUCGAGCUCCAGCGUGGCCUCAACAACGCGUUCGCCUACGACCUUGUCCCCUCGGUCGAGGUCAUUGAGAACGCUCUCCGCGCCGCCCGCAAGGUCAACGACUACGCCACCGCCGUCCGUAUCCUCGAGGGUGUCAAGGAGAAGGUCGAGAACAAGGGCCAGUACGAGCAGUACCUCGCCGCGCUCAAGCCCGUCAUCGACGAGCUGGGCAUCCAGACCAAGGAGCAGCUCUACAACCUUUAAGAGGAUCAACUAGAUGGAAAUGUCACUCGCGUGGCCGCAACGACCCCGCGCAAAGAGGUGGAUAAAAAAUCUCUUCUAGGGCUGUAUAUCGCACCUGCAUAACAAUCAAGCGACGAGGGAUGGGGGAGGGAGGCGGUGCGGCGUCGGAUUCGCGACUGUCGCUGUGCCCGCCGCCGCCGUCGCCGACAUCAAGGACUGACAGCGCCGGCAAACCGCAGCGGGC